Messenger RNA from Contarinia nasturtii (swede midge), 1929 nucleotides. RefSeq lists its product as uncharacterized. Bases 114 to 1745 code for a protein of 543 amino acids. The transcript is spliced from 9 exons. Gene Ontology annotation, molecular function: RNA binding. Lineage: Eukaryota; Metazoa; Arthropoda; Insecta; Diptera; Cecidomyiidae. Gene Ontology annotation, cellular component: ribonucleoprotein complex; nucleoplasm. Gene Ontology annotation, biological process: regulation of RNA splicing. The record is from RefSeq and is a predicted model, not a curated record.
AACACCGACUUGCUGUCUGAAAAAAUUGACAGAGGCAUCUUAUACCGCCACACAACGUGAUUACAUUUCAUCGGUGACAGUUCAAUAUUUUCGGAAGUGAGCAAAAACACAACAUGGACCAAACGAGUUCAUUGAGUUUCGAAGUGAGCAUAUUUUUACGCAAUUUACGUGCGUACGCCAAUCAAACGAAUCUUCAAAUCGACAGAAAAACAAGUGGAAUGCUUUCGGAUACACUGAAAUGUGUUGGUGAUUUGCUGGCAAAUUCUACCGUGGUUAAUUCGGCGCAUGGUUCGAAUGAAAUGGAUUUUUUGUUCGAUUUGGAUGAACGAUGCUUCGAAUUACGACGAAAUAUCGUGUGCCGAUUGUGUAUUGAAACACUGCCGAUAACAAAAGAAGAUUUCGAAGCACACACGCGCAAAGUGUCCCAUGUUUUAUUAACCCGAGACAAUUAUAUGCCACCAAUUCAACAUCAGUCCGAAGUCCAGACAAUCCCAACAAGUUCAGCGCAGGUAACACUGUCACCACCAGCAAAUGAAAUAUGGAAGCCAGAAAUUGGCCGAAUGGCUUUCCAAGACAAAAGCAAGAAUAUAUACGGCGGACGGCAAAUUAUUGGUCCAGGCAAAGAUUGUUCCAAUCAAUCAAUGGCUGACAUGAAAAUUUCAAAAAUGGACUCCGCUGGUCCAUCAGAAGUACAAAGACGUCAUGAAUUCGUUCAACAGACAAUGGAAAAAUAUGACCAAACGAAGGAAGAACAACGAAAGAAGGAAGAAUCCACUGGAUUUUUACUGGACGAGGGAUGGCGUGGAGUGCGUGUACUUGAGUCAUCGGCAAGUGACAGUUUCGAUGAUUUCAAUUACGAUUCAUUGCAUUUGAUUGAAGUCAAUGGAUUGCCAUGGUCAGCAACACGCAAGGAAAUCAACAAUUUUUUCGUAAACGUAAAUUUUCUCAAUGGAUUAAAUGGAAUUCAUUUCAUUACGCACCAAAUAAGUGCAAAGGGUGGCCGUGCAUUGAUCCAAUUAUCUAGUAUGCGUGACUUGCAAACGGCAUAUACGUUCAACUCAACGCAAUUCGAUGGUUAUUAUAUCGAGGUGAAACCAGGAAACAAUGAAUUCUUCAGAGAUUUGGUUAGAAAGCAACUCAUUCCAUCAAAAGACAAGAUUGUAUUUAUUGAUGGUCUCCCAGCGAAAUACAAAGAAGAAGAUGUUCGAAAGCUCUUCCCUGGUUUGGGCGUUGGUCGACUUCAUUUGACCAAUGAGCCGGGUCCAUCAGGCAAAUUUGGUGCCUUUGUGAAAUUCCAGAAUAUCGACGAUAUUGAAUGUGCGGUCAAACGUAAUGACAAUAAGAAUAACAUUCGCGUUUAUCGCAGUACAAAUGAACGGAUGAUUAAAUGCUUCAAAAAUGGAUGCAAAUAUCCAUCAGAUCAAUCGUCAUUAAUACAGCAUUCAAACGGAAGCAGCGCAAAAUCUAUUCAAACGUGCGAAUAUCUACGGAUUAUUGGUCUUCCAAUUUUAUUCAAUAAGGAGGCCGUUUUGAAUAUGUUCCCUGGGCUGGAAAUUGACCGUGACGAUGGUAUUCAAAUACAACGCGAUAAAAAAAAUCGUACAGCGCUGGUUGAAUUCAAAAAUCCAUCCGAAAUUGACAUGGCAUUGACUAUAAACCCGUCAGAAUUCGGACCGUACGUAAAAAUUGAGAAGGCAAAAAAAGACGAUUUUGAUAUGAUGAAAGAGGAAAACCGAUUUGUUUAAUAUCAACAUCGGACGUAUAUUCGAAUGAAUUUUUGAAAAACGUUUUUGUAUGAAAACAAAAUUGUUGAAUAGUCGACGAAUACAUUGAAAUAUCUUAAAAAUAACCAAACUGACAUAUUUUUGAAGAGAAAAUAAUUAUAGACGGACAGACACGAAAAACGCUGCUGAAACAUUGAAUUUCAUU